AUGAAUGAGGCCCACGACACAGACAUAGAGGGACAGGAGAUCUUGUUUCCAAAUGGCGGAUGGGAUGUACAUCAUCAUAUCUUCGAGCCUUCCAGGUUUCCCUACUCUCUUGACAGGCAUCUCACGCCGCCGCCGGCAUCAGUCAAGCAAUAUACAGAAUGGAAAUCAGAUCUAGGCCUUAGUCACUCAGUCCUUACUCACGGACUGUCAUAUGGAAAUGACUGCACAUCCCUCCAAUCAUUCGUGCCAGAGUUGGGCAAAAGCUGCACUAUGGCAAUCGGCGUAAUAGACCCAACGAAGGUAACGCCCGUUGAACUCCGACAGAUGAGAGAAGCCGCAAUUCGUGGCAUUCGGGUUAAUAUUUACAAGUACAACGCCAUGCACGACGUCGAGCGCCAGAAAGUGGCGUUGAGAGAGCAUGCUGCAGUCUUGAAACGCCAUUGUCCUGGUUGGAGCAUGGCUUUCACCCAUACACAUCCGGAAUUCUGGGGCGAAUUAGCGCCAGCCGUGGAGGAAAUCGUUGCAAGCGGUAUCCCCAUCGUCACCGACCACUUUGCUCUCCUUAAGGCUGCUAGCACAUUCCCAGAGGAGUACAGGGGCGAUAUAACUUCACAGCCUGGAUUCUCUGAUAUCGUAUCGCUUGUGCGGUCUAGUGCUCUGUACGUCAAGAUCAGCGCACCGUAUCGAAUCAGCAACCUGGCGCCCGACUACACAGACGUGCGUCCUUUGGUCACAGCACUAGUAGAAGCGAAUCCGCAGCAGAUACUAUGGGGUAGUGACUGGCCGCACACGCCGAGGAUGACGGUCAGGUCAAGAGAAGAAGCGCUUCGGGAAACUUCUUACUUAAAGGUUGAUGACCGGGCAUGGCUGAGACAGCUAAAGAGCUGGCUAACAGAGGAGCAGUGGGACUUGAUCAUGGUGAAGAACCCGCAGAGGCUUUACGGUGGGCAGUAG
Molecule: messenger RNA, 954 nt
Organism: Trichoderma atroviride IMI 206040
Lineage: Eukaryota; Fungi; Ascomycota; Sordariomycetes; Hypocreales; Hypocreaceae
Molecular function (GO): hydrolase activity
Source: RefSeq, a predicted model, not a curated record